GUGCUCCCACUACUUAUUAAUUUUUUUUAAAUUGUUUAAUUUGCUUCUAGUUCAAUCAAUAGGUCUUCUCCAUGGACAUUUUGACAUGUCAGAUUAACAUGAUGUCCUGGUUUCUGUCCAGAAUCAAAACCUUCCCUGUUGUCAAUGAUAUAAAACAGAAGCUACAAAUCUUUGUGCUACAGGAGCUAGGUCUAGGUCGUUUUCCCCUUUUUAAAAAUAGAUGAUUAUCACAUCUAUUUUUGAUGAUUAAUUUUCUGUAUCAGCUAAUUCAGCUCACCAGUGAUCAAAGUGAAUUCUCAUCACUAAUAUUUUUUGUAAAUCUGUGUAUAUUAGCAGUCACUUUGCUGUCCUGUUAUCCCAGGAAAGGCCAAAGUCAUAAUGUAAUCACUCUAUCAGGAAACCAAAUUUAAACCAACGGGUGGCACCACCAACGUUUUAAGGCUAGAUCUUGUUAAUGCUGCCAGUUUGUUCUAAACAACAACUUAAUAACAUUAAGUUUACUAGUAAUGCAUACUUUAGAUAAGCAGGGGAAUCACUGAUUAGAUGAUUUCUGAAAUUACGUCAAAUGGGAGAUAGCUUGUUGCAAUGGUUUUGCAGUGCUCAGGAGUGUUGAUCCAUACUAGUUUUUACAUGUCCCAAGUAUGAGUCACAGCUCCUGUAUUUGUGUGGUGUGUCAAGAGAAAUUAAACAGCAAUGAAUCUAGUCUACCAAUCCCAGGAAAAGGGGUGUGAACACUAUUACUUUUGGAAGAAGCAAACCUGUUGCAAAAUACUCUGAGCCAUUUAUGCUUGUGCUUAAGUCAUAUAUUUUUUCUCUAAUGCUCUAAAUAGGGCUAAAAAUCCACAGUCGUUAGUAAAGUUUGCAUUUGUGUGCAUAUAGUUUCCCCAGACUUAACCUGCCAAACAAGUUCAAACUGGUCAACUCUCAGCUACUAAAAGCUGAAGUCUCUGAACCCUCGUCACUAUCUGGAGCUGUAACUAGCUUUCUAUCAGGAAGUGAGAGAUGAGGAGGAGGAAAGCAAGAAACAGCUGGGCAAAUGUUUAUGGGAAGGUCCUUGUAGUUGUGAAACCAGACAACACUCACCCUGUCUCUCACAUGCUGGGUCUCACAGGUGGGUGAAAGAGAGAUGUGGGGGAGGGAAGGAUACACAACAGUUUGGUCCAAAGCUUGAGAGCUACAGAUGUGACUAUCAACCAUUUUGUGUGUGUGUGCGCGCACAUUGGAAAUAUAUUUUGGAAAUCAAAGCAGUUGACUGAGGACAGCCUGUAUAACUGCUUCAAAAACUUGUGCAUAAGACACAAGUCAACAUUUCUGCCUUAACUGUAACAACAUUUAGGCGAUUAGUGACUGAUUAAAAUGAUACCUAAUGGGACUGAAUGAAGUCAGCGUAGCAUCUCUGACUUUAACACUGACCUGCGUGUGAUUCAGAGUUAUCUCAAUGUGCUGACUUGUGUCAAGCAGCUGUGUAAAUUUAGUCCUGGCAGUAAAACCACUUAUGCACACACCAACAUACCUGCACACCCUCCUCCCUGACAGAUUCCUCAGUAGUGAGGCUGUGUCCUCCUGAGAGGACUGAGCUGUAGACAGAGAGAAAGGCUGCUCUAUAAUGACUUUGACAUGUUGGCUAUAAAUGGGCUGCUCUGUUUAUUAAUUGUUUAAGGUAAUUUAUGAUGAAUAAUAGCUUGCACAUGCUUUCUACUCUGUUCUAUUUAAAUGUGGUAAUUACUUUUUAUCAGGAAAGAAAUCCUUAGUCACAUGUUUUCAUCCACUAAUUAAAAAUGAUCUUAUGUCAUUGUAACAAAGUAGGACAUCGUGUUACAAGACAAUCAAAGUGAAAAUGGAUUACCAUGCUUAAUUUUUCCAGUGCGCAAGUGCCAUUAGAUAACUCGUUAAAUAUACAGUACAUUAUUAUUGUCAUUAUAGAUGAAUGAACCAUGCAGUUUUUCCUUUUUUUAUUUUUUAGAUAUGUGACUGGAGAAAUAGGAUAGACAGGAAUUUAACUGAAUUAUGGAUGGCUUUAUUACAUUCAAAUGACCCAGGAGGUCUGUGUCCCAAAUCCAUAUUAUACACUAAGUCUAUAUGGGGUGUGUUAAAUACAAAUUGUCAUUAUAUGCUGUUUUAGUAAUUGGUAUUUUUGGAAUGUCAACAUCAUGUCUUUCUUUGAAUUUAAUACUUGAAAAUAUUAUCACAUCAUUAACUCUAGUGUGUGUUAUGUACAGCAUACAGUGUGUGUGUAGAGGCAGGGAGCACAUGCUUUAAAAAUGUCUUGUCGUCACGUGAGAUGUGACCUUAAGAAUCCAGGGUAGGUUUGAGGUUUACAUGCAUGUGGAGUCCAGUUUCUGUAAGAGACACCUCAAACAUGCUUCAUACAUAGAUCCUCACAUAGGCUGAGAAGUUCAUUUGAAAGCACCAAGCAUUAAUCCAAAAAAACUUGUAAAAAUAAAUAAAUAAAUACAGAAUAUCUGUCCGUCAGCCAGCAGAUUGUUUGAUAGAAACAUUUCUCUCUCUCAUGAGCGGAUUGUGGGUGUGGUGGCUCCAAGCAAAGUAGCACAGAUUAUUCUUGUCUUGUCACAUUCCUCUGCAGUCCAUAGUAAUCAGGAUCAAGGCAGUUUCAUUCACUUCACUUAUUCACCGCACAGUGAUUGUGCGUCAUUUUGUUGUUUCAACACACAAUAAGACAAUGUAAGACCAGAAUCUGUGCGUGUUUGUGUGCAAUCAUGUGUCUCACUUCAUGAGGUUUUCACGUCUGAAUUGGUCUCAACUAAAGCCUUAGUUUACAUACAGGAAACAACAGGCUGCUUUGUAGUUGGGAAACUUAAAAGAGGAGGCUGCCAUACUUAAGAAUGCCUUAGGGAGUGAUACCUGAAUUACUGAAUUAAUACUCUUGACUCACUGUGAUGCUUGGUUUUUGUUUUGCAAACAUAUUUUAUAAACCUGAUGGCUUUGUUCGCCCAACUGUGCAACUGCAACAGAGAUAGUUUAUAUCUGCUCUAGCAGCCAGUUAGCUAAGCUCUGUGGAAUUGCUAGCCUAGCUCUGUCCAAAGGUAAAAAUAUCUGCAACACGCCAAAAGCUCAAUGAUUCGACUUAAUAGAGAUAGGUGAAUGUUGUUACUUUCAGAAAGAACCAGGCUGGCUGUUGCCUCCAGUUUCCCAUCUUUAUGCUAAGCUAACUAUCUCCUACCUGUUGCAUAUUUAGCAUCCUGCAUACCUAUUUUAAAGACUAUGAUCUAGACCUGCUCUAUAUGAAAAGUGCCUUGAGGCUUUUGUUGUGAUAUGGCGCUAUAUAAAUAAAAUUGAAUUGAAUUGAAUUGAAUCUAGAUAUUAGAAUGGUAUCAGAUGUCAUCUCUUGAAUUAGCAUUUCUCUUUUUUUUAAACUAUUCCUCUGAAAUAUGCAAAAGUUGUUUCUUGAGCUUGUCCCAUUACUGGAGCAACUUGAAUUUUUAGUUCAUUUCUUUCGCUGUAGUUUUAACAUUUUUGACGAUAGGAUUUAUUUCAGUGCUCUAGACUGAAUUCUUUUUGGCUAGCCGUACAUAUUAACAAGUAUCUGAGUGUAUACUGUGUAGCCUAAGGCCCUCCUCUAAUGUCUUUUCCUUCUAUGAAGAUUAACAUCUGUGUAGACUUGCCAAGAACUAACCCGGUAAAACCUGUUUGACGAGGAUACAAAUUGACUUUUUCCCUUGCAGCCAACGACCAGCUCUCAAAUGUUAGGAGCAUCACAGUGCAGGCUGCUGAGACAGUCCCCAGCUAGAGUUCACAUUAGAAGACUCGAUGGCAUUUGGCUCACCAAAGGGGUGAAACCUAGUAAGGCUGUAAGGCUAUUCAUAGUUAUUCUACUGUAAGUCAGUAAUAGCCAAGCAAUCUGACACAUUCUGAUAUUCUGAUCUCAGGCUGUUGGCAAGUCUAUUCCUGGCUGAUAUCAACUAUAACUCCUACUGUAUACAUAAUGUGAUGCACAGUCUUGUAUGAACUCCACAUGUGGAUACUGUCACACUGAUAUGAUACAUUAUAACAAACUGGAUGGUGGGAUUUAUCUUCGAAUGCAAAUGGUCACCACUUGUGUUGACACACCCAUGCUACAAAACAGUAACAGAGCUGCUAACUCCAUGUUUUACUUUCAACUGUAAAUGCGCUUUUAGAAGUUCACUAUGAAUGAUAACCAUGAUGUUAAUCAACAAAGAAACAGCAGACAGUCCUGGACAUUUUAACAAAAAUACAGAACACAUUAAAAUACACAAACUUGAAUAUUUUCUUUAAAACAAAGACUUCAAUUUUUAUUCACAUUUAUUUAUAUUAUUUUAUCAUUAUUUAUAUUUUACACUCAGACUAACAUCUUUUAAGCUACUUUUUAACAAAAUUUGAAUUUUGCCUUUAAACAUUACAGCAGCUGUGACUUAAAUUUGUAAAUUUAAAGAACUGAAGCAAACGUUUUUUAUGCUUAAAGCUAAUUCAGAUAUACCUAGCAGAAAUGUUUGCAGUAGCUCCUUUGUUUUUUUAUUGUAAGGUUAACACUAAGAAUGUCAUUCCUCUGGUGUUCAGUGGGUUUUAGGCUCCUGUGAUGAUCCAAGUAAUGACUCAAAGGCUUUCCUGCUCAUGACAUCAUUUCUGUCCUGAUAUGAAAGAGUGUUGUAGUGAAACAACCCACAUCAGCCAUGACUAUAAUUAAAUUAUGGUCUUACCUCAAACUACUUUAUAAUUAGGAUAUUUUUUUUGGUGACAGCAAAAGUAAUGUUAAUCAAAAGGAAAAUGAAGGGAUAUAAAAACUGUGUACACUAUGGAACAGCUGUAUCAGGCUGUAUAUGUGCUGUUUGUGAUGAGGAAUAGGUGAAGACUGGGUUACAGGAGCUGGCUUCAACACUUUAUGACACAUCCUGCCAUUUGUCAACACGACCCAGUAGAGCUGGACACACCCAUAAACCACAUGUGGUUAAAGCAUUAAAACAUGUAUGAGUUUUGCAAUUAGUUAGUUAGUAGUCAAACUAAGAGGAAGGAAAAGCUCAGUUCUUCAUUUUUUUUAUAACCCUUUCGUGAACCCAGAGGUAGUCUGGAGGCCUUCAGUGAAUGACUUCAACUCUUACACGUCAUGUCAUCUGGGAGUCAAAGGGGCUGGUGGCCUACCUUCACCCCCGGCCCUGGACCCCUGGCUCUGUUAUCCUGGAGGGCAGCACCCCUGGCAGCCUGGGAGGAAGCAUCUUCCACCUGCAGGAGCCAGAGUUCUUAUCCUGGCUGUUGGGGGCAAGAGCUGUCGCAGAGCUGCUGUGUGACAGGUUGGGGGUUCGGAGGUGUGCGCUGGUCAGCAGACCCCACAGAGACAGACCUGCCCAGAUCCGAGUCCUCCCCCUGCAUGGUCUGGAUGCAGAGUGGCGUCCUCACCUGGCAGGAGAGGAGGAGCACAAUGCCCACGACCCGGGGUACUGCAGCUCCAAGACCGCUCCCCGGUGGAGUGACUCCAGUCUGACUGAAAUCCAAACCAAGAUUCGAGCCAAGCUCCCCUCACCUAAUGCCCCUCCCAGUCUGACUUUCCUCGGGGACGAUCCGGCUCACCCCGGCCUGUUCUCACGCAUUGUCCGUGGGGAGGAGCAGCAGUGGCGGGUGUGGGAGGACGAGGGUCACGUGGCCUUUCUCACACCUUUCCCCAACUCUCCUGGCUUUACUGUGCUGGUCCCACGUCGACCUUUGACCUCUGAUAUAUUCAGACUAGAAAAACAGGACUAUGAAGGACUGGUGCUGGCAACUAGGAAGGUGUCGCAGCUUCUUGAGGAGGGGUUGGGUGCCUCCGGGGUGGGGCUUAUUUUUGAAGGUUUUGAGAUUGACUACGCUCAUGCCAAGCUGAUACCACUAUUUGUACCUUCAUCAUCAGGGGCAGGAGACGGUAUCACUAAACCCAAAGUGCCCCAGUUUUACCCCACUUACCCUGGAUAUGUGACCUCAGAAGAUGGACCCGAAGCCAGCCUGGAAAAUUUGAAGGAGAUACACACCAAAAUAACCCAGUUUUAACACAAAUAACCAAAGUUUAUCUUCUACACGUUUACUCAUCAGUCACCAACACUUUUAGCAGUGAAAAGAAGCCCUCCCUCCCUUAGGAAUUAACAAGGUGUGCAGCAAAUACUGUAGGUGUGCAGUUUCAUGGUAUGAGUUAGGGCUGAACAAUGAAUUGAAAUAAGUAGGCAGCAAGAGGCAUUCAAAGAAUUUAUAGUUAUCAUAUGAAAAAUCUGUUAUUUUCCACAAAAGUAAUUCUUUUCUAUUGUAUUUUUUACACCAUCACUUUUACUGUCAGAAUCAUUUUUGUCUCAUGCAACAUCAGUUGUGCCUUCAGCUGGUCAGCCUUGCAGUGAUGCUGCUUUACACUAGCAUGUAUAUAAAGUACCUAGUGAAACAGUGAAAUGAUUUGUUGCCACAACAAUAGAAGAUAAAAUAUAAGUGCCAGAACAUCAAAAAUUAGUGUGUGGAAUUUAGAGCAUUAAAACAAAUUAUAUACCUGUGUAAAAUUAACUUUAAGAAAAUCAUACUAUCAAAUGCAUAUACAGUUCUUCACUUGACAAACACUUGUACAAAUGUACAGUUUAUGUUUUUAAUCAAAGUUAAGACUCAUUUCAUUUGUCAUAUACUGGUAUUUUGAUGUACCACCAAGUCAUCCAAAGGUAUCUCAAGAAAAAGAAAAUGUCAACCAUAGACAAAAAUUAUAUGUUUAACAUUUCUCUCAUUUUUUGAAUUUUAAAUUACCAGUUUAAAUUGUAUUUACUUAAAAUGGGUAUUGUUACUUCACAAUCAAUGCACUGCACAUUUGUGUUCCUUUAUUAAUUAGUGUGGUAUGUAUUUAGUUUGUUAACCACUCUGCCUGCCCACUCAUUACACUCCUGCUAAUUGGUCCCACAGUGUGUUUCUGAUUAUGAGGCUUAAUUAUUGUCUGGCUCAGUGCUCUGUAAACCCGGCACUGCUCCAGGCUGUCAUUAAAGUGGACAAAAAAGAUGUUAUGUGUUAAUGAGAGGGGUGUGUACUGCUGACUUCCACAAGGGAUGUAAGGAGCAAACUCAACUCUUCAAGGAAUAAUCUGCCUUGGUUCAAAUUAUGUAUACUCAGUUGGGUACCCUUUUUACACCUGCCAACAGCCAGCAGUCAUAUGUUUGGAUUUUACUUAUUAAUGCACAGUAAAUUGUCAUUCUGAAUUAAAAGACAAUCCAAAUAUA
This is a messenger RNA of Lates calcarifer (barramundi perch), 7184 nucleotides long. RefSeq lists its product as uncharacterized. Lineage: Eukaryota; Metazoa; Chordata; Actinopteri; Centropomidae. The record is from RefSeq and is a predicted model, not a curated record. The coding region runs from base 5059 to 5994 and encodes 311 amino acids. The transcript is spliced from 3 exons. Gene Ontology annotation, molecular function: catalytic activity.